This is a messenger RNA of Melanotaenia boesemani (Boeseman's rainbowfish), 2929 nucleotides long. RefSeq lists its product as uncharacterized. The transcript has 8 exons. The coding region runs from base 294 to 2753 and encodes 819 amino acids. The record is from RefSeq and is a predicted model, not a curated record. Lineage: Eukaryota; Metazoa; Chordata; Actinopteri; Atheriniformes; Melanotaeniidae.
AAGCUUCCAUUAUCGGACAACGCUUGUCUCACCUCCACCUGCAGCCGGACUGGGUCACGUGACCCUCUGUUAGCGAGUGCGGACACUGCUAUAGACGCACGCGGUCUGACCGCACCAGGUCCAGGAGCAGGGAGGAGGAAGCUAGACUCCGUUCAGAUCCAGCAGGUUUAGUUCCAGGACCCUGGGGACAGGAGCGUGACCCAGGAGCAGGAUCCAGAGGACAGGAUAGGAUCCAGGAGCGGGAAUGGGAUCUUGGCUGGGGAUGGGGCUCCAUAUAGGUCCAUGUAGACUCCAUGCAGGUCCACAGAGGUCCAUGUAGCCUCCACGUCGUCAUGGAGACCGCUGUUACCAUGGAAGACCACACCGAUGUCACCAUGGUGAAUAAGAUGGCGGUCCAGGACUCGGACAAACCCCCCUCUUCUGACCAAGAACCACAAAAACCCGCCUCUGACCAGCCACGGCGCCGCCCCCUGGUUAGGCGGAGUCAGAGAGCGAAGAGGCGGAGUCUGUGCGACAAGAGGCGGAGUCAGAGAACAAAGAGGCGGGGCCAGGAGGAGAAGAAGGAGGGUGUGACGGUGAAGAGGACGUGGAGCGGUGGGAAGCGGCGUUGGGAUAAGAAACAUUACUGCGUGUUCUGCCGCCGGCCGCAGGUGAAGAUCGCUCGCCACCUGCUGAGGAAGCACGGCGACGAACAGGAAGUGGUGGCGGCCAGCACGCUGCCGCCCGGCUCCAAACAGCGCCACCUGCUGCUGGAGCACCUGCGCUGCAGAGGAAACUACCUGCACAACAUCGAGGUGAUCCGACAGGGCAGCGGUGAGAUCAUCCCGUGGCGUCAGCCCUCAGAGGAGGUAGACGCCAGGAACUACCUGCCCUGCCCGCUCUGCCUCGGCUUCUUCCUGCGCGCCGACCUCUGGAAGCAUCAGGUGUCCUGUCGGAAGAAGCUCGCCAUCAACCCAUCCAAAGACUCGGCCUCCUCCUCGGAGACCAGCUCCGACCCACACAACUCUGAGUCCACGGGCCGGUCCGGCUGCGAUCCGGCUCACAGCGGGACCUCAAAGGACCCACCUGUAGAUCCUCCUGGAGAAGCCAACCAACGCUCCAGUUCUAGAAGCAAACGGCCCUUGACCUCUGACCCCAGUCUAGAUCAGAACCUGAUCCCGGACUCUGCCGGGAACCGACCCAGGAAGCGGACCAGAGUCCAGGCCGCGGCGUCACGCCUCCUGCCGAUCUCCAGUGGAGCCUCUGAGAGCUGCAGUGAGAUCUUACACCGCAUGAACCAGGACAGCGUGUCCUACGAGGUGAAAUCUGAUUGGCUGAUUUGUAAGUAUGGGAACAAGCUGAUGGGGAACCAGGACGGCAGCCAGAGGAGGUACGACUAUGUCAGCCAGAAGCUCAGGGAGCUGGGCAGGUUGCUGCUGGCUGCCAAGUCCCUGGAUACUGGCGUCCAGAACCUGCAGGACCUCCUGUCUCCGGGACGCAUCAGCCUGGCCCUGUCCGCCGCCAGAAAGGCAUCAGGGUAUCGGUGGAGCCGCCCUCCUCUCGCCGUCAAGACCACGUUGAAGACGGUUUGUGAGAUAGCUAUCGGAGAGAGUCUGGAGGACGGAGACUGGGAGGCUGCUGCCAAGACCACUGACUUCUACCACAUGCUAGGGAGGGAGUGGGACAACCUGGGGCUGCAGAACCCAGGUUCAGACCCAGCUGCUUCAGAAGGAGCCAAAGGGAAGAAACAUCCGGUCCAGUCCAAAAAUGAGAAGGACCUCAGACCAGAUGGUCUUUUUAAGAACGGGACCAGACCUCUGAGCUCUGCCCUUCCUUCAGAUUCCAGACUGCAGAAUCCUGUCUCAGUCCCUGCUGGUCCCAGGAAAGUCCGCCGGCGCCCUUGGUCCUCCGCAGAGAAGGAGGCCAUCUGGCGACAGCUUGGAGACCACGUCCUAUUCCAGUCCGUACCAGGGAAGGAGGUCUGCCAGCGCUGUCUGGACCUGGAGCCGGUUCUCAGAGGGCGACACUGGAAGGACAUCAAGAACCAGAUCCACAACCAGAUCCAGAGCCAGAAAAAGCAGCAGUUUCAUGCUCAGAUGGACCUAGAGGAGAACCAGGACCACCGAGAUCAAAUUCAGAACCAUAGCCAGGAAAAGCAGCAGCUGCAGUACCAGACUGAAAUGGACCCCCAGCAGAAGGACCACCAGAACCAGAAAAAACAGCAGUACCUGUCCCAGAUGGACCAGCAGGACAAUGGUCAGAAUCAGAAGAGACCCUCAUACCACAUUCAGAUGAACCACCAGGACGGCAUCCAGAACCAGAAGAAUCAUCUUGAGCACACCCAGCUGGACCACCAGGACCACCUUCACAUGCACAAGAAACAGCUGUGCCACAACAGACUGGAUCACCAAGACCACCAGGACCCCAGCCAGAUUCUGAAGAAGCAGCUGUACCAGAUGGACCAGCAGACCCAGCCUCUGCAGACCCUGGACCGGGACACAUCGGUUCUGACCGUGUCACCUUAUGGGCCUGAGGGCCCACUUAGGCCCCCUGGACUCCCUCUGCUGGAGCGGGACCCAGCCAUCACCCCCUACCCUCUCCUACACAGGGCCCCGGGGCCCCACAUGGAGCAGCUCCUGUCCAGGCCCGACUGGACUGAAGAGGCUUUGGCCCAGAACUACUCAAUUGGCAGGUCGCUGGGCCGGAACCUGCUGCAGGAUGUCCCCCCAGGAGGACCGGCCCCCGACCCGCAUUCUGGACACGUCCACUUCUGAAACACCAGUCCAGUUCAGAUGGACAAGUUUAUAUCUGAAGGACUGGGUCCAGUCCUGACAGACCAGUCCAUUUCUAACUGACCGGUCCCGACGGACUAGGACGGAACAGAACCACGCUCUGUCUGAGAAAAGUAUUUUAUAUUUAAACCACAGUUCUGACCAGAACUUUAACAGAA